AUGAAUACAUUAAUAAGAAGAAGCUUUAUGCCAUUCUGUAAUACGACAUUUAAGUUAUCUACUCGAUUAUUAGCCGAUGCGCCGAUCAAUGAGAAAAUCGACAAAAUUGUGAAGAAUAAUAAAGUAGUUGUUUUUAUGAAAGGUGUUCCAGAUGCUCCACGUUGUGGUUUUAGUAAUGCGGUUGUUCAAAUAAUGAGAAUGCACGCUGUGCCAUAUGAAAGUCAUGAUGUAUUAUCAGAUGAGAACCUUAGGCAAGGAAUCAAAGAAUAUUCUAAUUGGCCAACAAUUCCACAAGUAUUUAUUAAUGGAGAAUUUGUUGGUGGCUGUGAUAUAAUGCUUCAAAUGCAUCAGUCUGGAGAACUUGUUGAAGAACUUAAAAAAGUUGGCAUAAAAAGUGCAUUGCUUACAGCGGAAGAAGCAAAAAAGGAAGAAAAUAAG
Molecule: messenger RNA, 438 nt
Organism: Brenthis ino (lesser marbled fritillary)
Lineage: Eukaryota; Metazoa; Arthropoda; Insecta; Lepidoptera; Nymphalidae
Source: the annotation of a GenBank genome assembly